Molecule: messenger RNA, 2258 nt
Organism: Cannabis sativa
Lineage: Eukaryota; Viridiplantae; Streptophyta; Magnoliopsida; Rosales; Cannabaceae
Product: zeta-carotene desaturase, chloroplastic/chromoplastic-like
Exons: 14
Coding region: 335-2080 (581 amino acids)
Biological process (GO): carotenoid biosynthetic process
Molecular function (GO): 9,9'-di-cis-zeta-carotene desaturase activity
Source: RefSeq, a predicted model, not a curated record
UUAAUUUUUCUUCCUUGUUUGACUUAAUUUAUCUUUAUUUUUUAAAGAAAGUACCAAAAUCAAUAAUUUAUUAACUUUCAAGGGCAGUCCAAACCUCACUCCUUCUUAAUCGCAUUACGUGUCUCGCUCUAAGCUCCCAAUUAGCUGACAAAUUUCCCAACCUGAGCAUCUUCUCCUCCUCAUAUACUCAGAUACCCUCUCUCUCUCGUUUAUUGGGUUUAGAUUCCGUUGUUUCCAACCUCUCUCUUCCUCUUGUUUACAGAGCCUGAUGCCCCACUAACCCAGUAAGCUGUAGCUAUAAAGGGCUAAUUUUUGGUCUCUUCAAGCUUCACUUAUGGCUUCUUGGGUUCUUUUACCGGCUUCAUCCUUCACUGGAAAUCGUUUGGAAGUUGCUGGGUUCGCUUCCUCUUCUCGUUCUUUUGUCAAUUCGCUGAGGUCUCCUGGGUCCUUCUGUGUUCGCUCUUCAUUGGACACUAAUGUUUCUGACAUGAGUGUAAAUGCUCCAAAGGGGUUGUUUCCACCUGAACCCGAGCACUAUCGAGGCCCCAAGCUGAAAGUGGCUAUCAUUGGUGCUGGAUUGGCAGGGAUGUCAACAGCAGUUGAGCUUUUGGAUCAGGGCCACGAGGUGGAUAUAUACGAUUCAAGGUCAUUUAUAGGUGGAAAAGUAGGAUCUUUUGUUGAUAAACAUGGGAACCACAUUGAAAUGGGACUUCACGUUUUCUUCGGGUGCUAUAACAAUCUUUUCCGGUUAAUGAAAAAGGUUGGUGCAGAGAAAAAUCUACUUGUAAAGGAUCAUACUCACACGUUUGUGAACAAAGGGGGUGAAAUAGGUGAACUUGAUUUUCGGUUUCCGGUUGGGGCACCAUUACAUGGUAUUAAUGCAUUUUUGACUACAAAUCAGCUAAAGACAUAUGACAAAGCUAGAAAUGCUGUGGCUCUUGCCUUAAGUCCAGUUGUUAGGGCGCUUGUUGAUCCAGAUGGAGCCAUGAGGAACAUUCGAGAUUUGGAUAAUAUUAGCUUCUCUGAUUGGUUCUUGUCCAAAGGUGGUACGCGUACCAGUAUACAAAGAAUGUGGGAUCCUGUGGCAUAUGCACUUGGAUUUAUUGAUUGUGAUAACAUCAGUGCCCGUUGUAUGCUCACUAUAUUCUCAUUAUUUGCAACUAAGACAGAGGCUUCCUUGUUGCGCAUGCUCAAGGGCUCUCCAGAUGUUUACCUGAGUGGUCCAAUAAAAAAGUAUAUUACUGACAGAGGGGGCAGGUUUCAUCUUAGGUGGGGAUGUAGAGAGAUACUAUAUGAUAAAUCUGCUAAUGGAGAAAUCUACGUUAAAGGAUUAGCCCUAUCCAAGGCCACUAACAAGAAAAUAAUCAAAGCCGAUGCUUAUGUUGCAGCAUGUGAUGUCCCAGGAAUCAAGAGAUUACUUCCACAACAAUGGAGGGAAUCAGAAUUUUUCAAUAACAUUUAUGAGCUAGUAGGAGUUCCGGUUGUCACGGUGCAGCUUAGAUACAAUGGCUGGGUCACAGAGUUGCAAGAUCUAGAACGGUCAAGGCAACUAAAGAAAGCUGCGGGAUUGGAUAACCUUCUUUAUACUCCAGACGCAGAUUUCUCGUGUUUUGCAGACUUAGCACUUGCUUCUCCAGCUGACUACUACAUUGAGGGACAAGGUUCACUUCUCCAAUGUGUUCUGACGCCCGGCGAUCCUUACAUGCCCUUAACUAAUGAACAAAUCAUAGAAAGAGUGGCAAAACAGGUUUUAACUUUGUUCCCAUCAUCCCAAGGGUUAGAAAUUAUUUGGUCAUCAGUUGUCAAAAUUGGGCAAUCUCUUUACCGAGAGGGCCCUGGUAAAGAUCCAUUCAGACCUGAUCAGAAGACCCCUAUACAAAAUUUCUUCCUAGCAGGCUCGUAUACAAAACAGGAUUACAUAGACAGUAUGGAAGGAGCAACAUUGUCUGGCAGACAAGCUUCCGCGUACAUAUGUAACGCUGGUGAAGAAUUGGUCGCACUGCGGAAGAAGCUCUCCAUUGAUUUUGACGAUCUCCUUGAAGAAGCUUCCAACACUACUGACGAACUUAGUCUUGUUUAAAUCAUCAUAUGAGUGAUUAUUCAUUAACUUUGAGCAUUACGUCAAACCCACCCACCUCAUAUUGUCAAAGAUUAGGUGUGGUUAUAUGGCAACAGAGUUACAAUACAUUCGUUCAUCUUGUAUGUAUUAUUUUGUAACAUAGCAAAAAAAUGUAAGUUUUAGAGUCUCAUUCGAGUCA